AUGUCCAAGACUGAUCAAAAAGCCUGCCUCAUCGUCAUUGACGGUUGGGGCAUUCCCUCUGCCGACAGCCCCAAGGACGGCGAUGCCAUCACCAACGCCAAGACCCCCGUCAUGGACGCUCUCUACAAGGACUCCAAGGGCUACACCGAGCUCGAGGCCUCAUCGCUAGCGGUGGGACUUCCCGAGGGUCUCAUGGGUAACUCUGAGGUUGGACACUUGAACAUUGGUGCUGGUCGCGUUGUGUGGCAGGACGUUGUCCGAAUCGACCAGACCAUCAAGAACGGCCAGCUGGCCCAGAAUGAUGUUAUCAAGAAGACUUUCCAGAGUGCUGCUGCUGGAAACGGCCGACUACACCUCUGCGGUCUUGUCUCCCACGGUGGUGUGCACGCCAAGCAAACCCACCUCUACGCCCUCCUCAAGGCUGCCAAGGAGUAUGGUGUGCCAAAGGUCUUCAUCCACUUCUUCGGUGAUGGCCGUGACACCGACCCUAAGUCCGGCGCCGGCUAUAUGCAGGAACUUGUUGAUACUGCCAAGGAGAUUGGCAUCGGUGAGAUCGGUACCGUUGUUGGCCGAUACUUCGCCAUGGACCGCGAUAAGCGUUGGGACCGCCUCGAGAUCGCCCUUAAGGGUCUUGUCCUCGGUGAGGGUGAGGCCUCUGAGGACCCCGUUGUUACCGUCAAGGCUCGAUAUGAGCGAGGUGGUGAUCUUGAUAGGGAUGAGUUCCUUACUCCCAUCAUUGUUGGCGGCGAUGAGCGCCGCAUCAAGGAUGACGAUACCGUCUUCUUCUUCAACUAUCGAUCCGACCGUGUCCGCCAGAUCACCCAGCUUCUGGGCGAUGUUGAUCGAUCUCCUCUUCCCGACUUCAAGUACCCCAAGAUCAAGCCCCUUGUCACCAUGACUCAAUACAAGGGUGACUACCCCUUCGAGGUUGCUUUCAAGCCCCAGCACAUGGGUAACGUUCUCGCCGAGUGGUUGGGCAAGCAAAACGUUGAGCAGGUCCAUAUUGCUGAGACCGAGAAGUAUGCUCACGUCACCUUUUUCUUCAAUGGUGGUGUUGAGAAGGUCUUCCCUCUCGAAACCCGUGAUCAGUCCCAGGAUCUUGUCCCCUCCAACAAGUCCGUCGCUACCUACGAUCUUGCACCUGAGAUGUCUGCCGAUGGUGUUGCCGACCAGGUUGUCAAGCGCCUGGGUGAGCAGAAAUUCCCCUUCGUCAUGAACAACUUUGCCCCUCCUGACAUGGUUGGUCAUACUGGUGUCUAUGACGCUGCCGUCAUCGGCUGUGAGGCCACCGACAAGGCCAUUGGAAAGAUUCUCGAGGGCUGUAAGAAGGAGGGCUACGUCCUCUUCAUCACAGCCGAUCACGGCAACGCUGAGGAAAUGAAAUUCCCUGAUGGAAAGCCCAAGACUAGCCAUACCACAAACAAGGUGCCCCUCCUCAUGGCCAACUACCCCGAGGGCUGGAGCCUCAAGAAGACCGACGAGGGUGUCCUCGGUGAUGUUGCCCCUACCGUGCUUGCUGCCAUGGGUCUGCCUCAGCCCGAGGAGAUGACUGGCAAGUCCCUUCUCCAAAAAGCUUAA
This is a messenger RNA of Fusarium tjaetaba, 1578 nucleotides long. RefSeq names its product 2 3-bisphosphoglycerate-independent phosphoglycerate mutase. Bases 1 to 1578 code for a protein of 525 amino acids. Gene Ontology annotation, molecular function: manganese ion binding. The record is from RefSeq and is a predicted model, not a curated record. The transcript is spliced from 4 exons. Lineage: Eukaryota; Fungi; Ascomycota; Sordariomycetes; Hypocreales; Nectriaceae. Gene Ontology annotation, biological process: glucose catabolic process. Gene Ontology annotation, cellular component: cytoplasm.